AUGGCAUGGUUGCAUAAGGUGUCUUCCUUGUUACUCGUGGCGGGCCUGUGUAUUCAACUGUCGUGGCAAUCGCAAUGCACAGGCUCGACUGUCGACAAGCCGCGGGUUUUGGUACUCAGCGACAUCGACAACGAGCCGGACGAUGCGCAGUCCUUGGUCCGCCUGAUGGUGUACUCCAAUGAACUACGCUUGGAAGGUCUGGUGGCGACGACCAGUAUCUGGCUGAACGAUACGACCCGACCAGACCUCAUGCACGACAUCGUGGAUGCCUUUGAAUUAUCAGUGCCGUAUCUCCGCCACCAUGCAUCGGGAUGGCCCGACGCGAGCGAUAUCCACAGUCUAAUCGCGUCCGGGCUGCCCGUGUACGGUAUGGAUGGCGUUGGCGAGGGGAAGGACAGCAGUGGCUCAACACUGUUGAUCAAUGCGGUCGACAAGUCCGAAGAGCCUCUCUGGGUCCUGGUAUGGGGUGGUGCGUCAGUUCUGGCGCAGGCCUUAUGGCACGUCAAUGCCACCCGAUCGCCCGCGGAUCUCGAUCGCUUCGUGGCCAAAUUGCGUGUGUAUUCCAUUUCCGACCAGGAUAACACGGGGACCUGGAUGCGGCGCAACUGGCCGAACCUGUUCUACAUUGCCAGUGUGCACCACUUCAAUCGCUAUGCCGUGGCUGGAUGGGGCGGCAUUUCGGGUGACAACUACUACCAUUUCCCUAACAAUGCCAAUCAGGAGGUCAUCUCAUCCGAGUGGGUCCAACAGAACAUACAGGCCGUUGGCCCCUUAGGUGCCAAAUAUCCGGAUGCGGACUUCAUCCUCGAGGGCGACACCCCUUCCUUGCUGCACAUUCUCCCGAAUGGCCUGACCGACCCGGAACACCCGGAGUGGGGAUCAUGGGGUGGUCGGUAUGGGCCUGUUACCUUUGGAGAAGGUCAUUUUGCCGACAGUGUUGACACUAUCGUGGACGACUCGGGGCGAACGAUGAUGGGAUCCCAUGUCACCGUCUGGAGAUGGCGCGAGGCGUUCCAGCGAGACUUUGCGGCUCGCAUGAAGUGGACGAUCGCAUCCAGGUUCUCUGAUGCGAACCACGCGCCGGUUGUCGCGAUCGACGGGGACAGGACUCGUCGAGUCGUCCAGAUCCCGGUGGAGCCAGGCCAGGAGGUCGUGCUGGACGCAACAGACUCCUGCGAUCCCGACGGAGACAACCUGACCUUCAAGUGGUGGCAGUACUUGGAGCCUUCUUCCAAUAACAACAAUCCCCGGAGGGAUGUUGCUGAGCUUUCACUGAGUUCGACGAAUGCCCCUCGAAUCACUGUCACAAUCCCCCCGAGCGAGGUGAUACGACGAGAAGGCCGUAACACACACCCGGAAAGCGACAAGCACUUGCACCUCAUUGUACAGGUUUCUGACGGUGACUUGGUGGCCUAUCGUCGAAUCAUCUUCACGGUGCCAGGCUUGGGAGCAGUUCGGGACAAGCAGAAGAGUCACGAUGAACUGUAG
Molecule: messenger RNA, 1488 nt
Organism: Aspergillus bombycis
Lineage: Eukaryota; Fungi; Ascomycota; Eurotiomycetes; Eurotiales; Aspergillaceae
Product: cellulose-binding protein
Exons: 1
Coding region: 1-1488 (495 amino acids)
Molecular function (GO): hydrolase activity, hydrolyzing N-glycosyl compounds
Source: RefSeq, a predicted model, not a curated record